Messenger RNA from Cottoperca gobio, 3503 nucleotides. RefSeq names its product ephrin-A3a (gene efna3a). Gene Ontology annotation, biological process: axon guidance; ephrin receptor signaling pathway. Bases 491 to 1198 code for a protein of 235 amino acids. The transcript is spliced from 5 exons. The record is from RefSeq and is a predicted model, not a curated record. Gene Ontology annotation, cellular component: plasma membrane. Gene Ontology annotation, molecular function: ephrin receptor binding. Lineage: Eukaryota; Metazoa; Chordata; Actinopteri; Perciformes; Bovichtidae.
GCCAUCAGAGGGCGGGUUUGUAGCGUUGUGUACGCAGCGUGGGGCUGCUGCUGCUAGUGAGAGGAGCGCAUGGUACACAAACCUUUCCACGGAGAUCCAGCGGCUUUAAAACUGUGCAGGGCGCAAUUAAAUCCGACAACAGCUGUGAAUGUGGUAGAAAUUGCCUUAUCAGUAGCCUACCUGUGUUGCGUCUGUCUAAUGAAAGCAGAGCUGCCAAACAAAACAAGGAGUGACUUGAAAGUGCGCAGCGGGUAACAGAAAUAAGUCCCAAAUAGAUUUAGCGCACGUGAAGAUGUCCAAAUGGGUCUCGUCGCAAUGGAGUUCGUGUUGAAGAACACGUAAGAAGAAGUCACCCUGAUUUGCCCCGUUGUUAAGGUAACUGGGAACUUGAAAAGGUGUUUUUUUCGACCGCUGGGAUGUUGUGAUCGACACGUCGCCUGGGACAGAAGGAAGAGAGGGGAACCAGGGCUGGACGAGCACCGGAGGGAUUAUGGCUCUCGCAACGUUUUCUCUCAGCCUCAUCACGCUGGCGCUUACAAACUUGCACCUGUCGAGAGCCAACGACCGGCAUGCGGUGUACUGGAACAGCUCAAACCUACUGCUGCGGAGGGAGGGCUUCACGGUGCAGGUCAGCGUCAAUGACUACCUGGACAUCUACUGCCCGCACUAUAACACCAGCCAGCGCGGGACGUUAGAGCGUACCGUGGCCGAGCAGUACAUCCUCUACAUGGUCAGCUACCGCGGCUACCGCACCUGUGACCCCCAGCUGGGCUUCAAGCGCUGGGAAUGCAACCGGCCCCACGCGCCUCACGCUCCCAUCAAGUUCUCUGAGAAGUUCCAGCGCUACAGCGCCUUCUCGCUGGGCUACGAGUUCAACGUGGGCCAGGAGUACUACUAUAUCUCCACGCCCACCCACCACCACGGCCACAGCUGCCUGAGACUGAGGGUCUACGUCUGCUGCUCCACCGGUGAGACCCAACAACCCCGUCUUACCUCCACAGUUUCCCAGGCAGAUGAUGACUCCAGUCAGACCUCUCCCGACUACACAGUCAGGCCAAACAUCAAAAUACACAACAUUGAUGAAUUUAACCCUGAAGUUCCCAAACUGGAGAAAAGCGUCAGUGGCAGCAGCCCAUCACGUGACCGCCUUCUUCUCACCGUGGCGAUGCUGCUCCUGUCUGCCGUCCUUUUGUCCUAGCGACUUGUCACCAUGAGUGACACUUGAUGCAUAGCUGGGACCGCCUUGUCCAAAGGGCUUUGUAUCCACCGAGUUGUUGUUGUUGUGAUCGUUGGCAGGAACACAGAAGAGGAUAAAGCAGAGGUGCAACAGAACCACAAUCAAAAGGACACAGAAAGAAAAAAUCCUUGAACUUAACUUCACUAGACUUUUAAAAAGGAGAGGCCUUUUUGCUGUCAUAUUUACACCAGUGUAGUUUGACACUCCAUGUGUUGUUGGACAUUAUUGUCAUAUGAAUACCGCAGCAUUUCAUGUAGGUGUGUUUGCCACAACAUGGAGACCACAGUAUUAAGCAUCAGACUUCUGUGCUGCUGUCAGGCGUGUCAGGCGUGUCAGCCAACAGGCGAGUGAGAAAGUGGACUUGUAAUGAGUUGGAUGUAGACUACACACUCUUAUUGUAGCAUGGAUAUAAAAAAAAAAUCACCUGAGGAAUUUAAGCUGCACUGGCUUUUUGUUUUGUAACUGUAAGCUUUGAAGAGGGUUGCAAACGCGGACUUUGCAGUGGAUGUUUAGGCCUUGGACCACGGACAAAGUAUGGUGAUGGAUAAAACUCAACUUAGAUCUGGUAAAAAAAUAAAUAAAAAGCAAACUGGUCUCUGGAACUGUACUGAUGUUACCUGGUCUAUAUAGGGUAUUUAUAUAGUCAGUGAUGAGUUCUGCUGCCAUUAUCCUGGACAUUGAAGAAUGUUUUCACACUGGUGUGAGGGAGCUUCUGGUAAUAACAGCCCAAAGUGUCUCUUAAGAAAUGGAAAUACUUUGAAAGGAUAUCAACAGGCCUUUCAAGAAUCCAUUUUCCCCUGACAUCAAAAAUACCCCUGGCUUUGUGAUUGGUACAGAUGCAAAGCCUGCGUUUCUUAGGAGAUAGCGAGUGCCCCCUUAGAACUAGUCUUUUGUCUGUAUUUCCUGCCUUCACACUGUAACAACCCUAGAAAAAUACAGACACUGGACUAGUAAUUUGACGGCACUUAGACGUGGUAGAUGUGUGUUUUGUUCCGAUGCAUUGACCUUCAGCACUUCGCUUAGAUUUUCCGGAUGUCAAACCUUUCUCCUCGCAGCAAUCAGCAUGAGUCAUUCAGAAUACCACUAAUUUACAAUUCUUAAAAACCUCUCUCCGCAGCAAGUUCCCUUUUAAUCCCAGACAGCCCCAUCUAUUCCUUUUCCACUUCAGAGGUUCCCAGCCAAUCAGUGCUGAUGGCCAUUACAGCAGUCACAGUCACCAUGGAGACGACCCCAUACAGUCGCCAGAGUGCGACAGGUGCCUGAGGAGAAAUGGUGCUUUGAGUCUCAAAGUAACGCUGCCGCCAUUUUGUUAGGAGCAAAAAAAACAAAACACGUGUGAAUGUGCAAAUAAAGAGAAGUUCACUUUUUUUAUAUUGUUAUACAGGACAACGUAGGCUGGCAUUAAUCAGAUUACAAUGUUUUUUUUAUUUAUUUACUUUUCAAAUGUAUUUAUUUUGAAAUUAAAGUAUAUUAUUUAUCUACCUAAUUUAUUAAUGUGCAUUUGUAGGCCUUUGCUCAAUAAGCUCUUGUGCCAUUUUUUAUUCUUUUUUUUAAACAGUGGAAUUUUUACUGCAGCAUUUUGCUUGUGUAGAUAAAUAGGCAGAUGUAAUUCAGCCUGACAAAAAGAGAGGGUUAUUGGUUAUGACUAAUCAGUAGGGAUGUACACUCAGUAACCUUACUCUCAUGUAACAGAUACUGCUAAACAGAUUAUGUUGAAGCUGAAGCGCAUGUCAUAAACCAACUGAUGCACAGACAGAGUUGAUGGAAGGGCAGCAUUCCUCAAGUGCUGCACUUGCGAAAAGGAAGGAGUCUGCAUUGUAAUGUAUAUUUAUAAUACAAACCGGUUAUGGAGUGUGUGUGUGUGUGUGUGUGUGUGUGUGUGUGUGUGUGUGUGUGUGUGUGUGUGUGUGUGUGUGUGGGAGAGAGAGCGAGGAAGAGAAAAAACGUAUGUGUGCACAUUUGUGUGCGUAUGUAUGUAGAAUGUGUUUGUCCGCGCUUUUCGAGUAUGUUGCAUUUAGGAAUUUCGUACCCGUUAAGGAGUUGUUUGUAGGAUCUGAAUAUGCAAGUGAGUAUGAGAGAAUGUGCUCUUCUGUAAUGUUAGUUUACGUUACGGGGUUUGGGAAGCGGGGCGAAAAGCAUUUACCGGUGUUGAAGACAACCACAAGAAAUGUCUUUACCUUUGACAAGAAUGAAAAAAAAACCAACAACUGUAAAGUGAUCCAAGAAUGAUUAAAACAAUGCCAAUUAAAAUCUUUUUGCAAAUUUA